Molecule: messenger RNA, 1917 nt
Organism: Hippoglossus stenolepis (Pacific halibut)
Lineage: Eukaryota; Metazoa; Chordata; Actinopteri; Pleuronectiformes; Pleuronectidae
Gene: cldn7a
Product: claudin 7a
Exons: 4
Coding region: 288-929 (213 amino acids)
Biological process (GO): cell adhesion; bicellular tight junction assembly
Cellular component (GO): plasma membrane; bicellular tight junction
Molecular function (GO): structural molecule activity
Source: RefSeq, a predicted model, not a curated record
UUCCCAGCAGCAACUCCAGGGGCUCGCGGCUCCAUGCAUCAGCAGGCAUGAUAAUUACACACCCACUUCACACCAGCAGCCACAUCUUGGAAGCCCAUCCCCGACUCAAGACCCCCGGCACACACCUCAGGAGCCACACGGACACCGCUUUUGCCUCCUUUAACGACCGUUAUCAGAACUUGAAAGCAUUGAAUCCGUGGAGAUUUCCAACUUGCGGAGGCUGAUUCGUGCGCAGCCGCAUCAUUUGAUUCUUUUUGGGGGGGGGGAUAAGUUGAUUUUUUUUAACGAUGGCCAACUCCGGUAUCCAGCUGCUGGGAUUCUUCCUGUCCCUCAUUGGCGUCGUGGGGCUGAUCAUCGGGACCGUUCUGCCGCAGUGGAAGAUGUCCGCGUACAUCGGGGACAACAUCAUCACGGCUGUGGCCAUGUACCAGGGACUGUGGAUGUCCUGCGCCUUCCAGAGCACCGGGCAGCUCCAGUGCAAGAUCUACGACUCCAUCCUGCAGCUGGACAGUUCGCUUCAGGCCACUCGUGCCUUGAUGAUAGUUGGCAUCAUCGUGUCAAUCGCAGGGUUGGGCGUGGCCUGCAUGGGAAUGAAGUGCACCACCUGUGGAGGGAACAACAAACUGCGCAAGUCCCGCAUCGCCAUGACAGGGGGCAUCAUCCUCCUAGUGGGCGGGCUUUGUGCCAUCGUAGCGUGCUCCUGGUUUGCUCAUAAUGUCAUCAGGGCUUUCUACAACCCCUACACUCCUGUCAACACCAAGUUCGAGUUCGGCGCAGCCAUCUUCAUCGCGUGGGGGGGCUCCCUCCUGGACGUCCUCGGCGGGGCCAUGAUGGCCGCUUCCUGUCCGAGAAAGAAGCAGGUGUCCAAAUAUCCAUCCAUGGCCAGCUCCCGCUCCGGGGCUCAGAGCGGCACGAAGGAAUACGUCUGAGAGCGCCCCCUGUCCUUCUCUCUGCGGUGGUACUCAGACAAAGAAGCCCCCCACCCCCCCAACACACACACACCUUGUUGCAGCAUCAGCGAGGAGUCAAACUGAAGUUGUGAAUCACAGAUGCAAAGAAAUGAGACAUUUAUUUUCCUUUCCUUUCAGGCCUUUGAUAACCCCCCCCCCCGAUUAUCACGCUGCAAUCCCACUUAUUCCACGAACAAUGUCUCACACCCCGUCCACACAUUCCACGAUUGUUUACAAGUGGGCCUCGCAAACACAUUAUAAUUGGAUCCCCUGACUUAAUAGACAACCCUCAGGGUGGAACCUCUUGUAGCCUAAAGCGUGGGUUGCAGCCAACACUUGCACGUCCGUGUCAGAACCAGCGUCUAUUAGCGUUUGCCAUGUAAUUGAAAGUAAUCAAUUCCAGUUUGGUGUUUGGGCUGUGAAUCAGGGGGUCUGUACAACAGAGACGCAGGCUGACAAUACAGUGUUUUAUAUUAACUGGUGGUGGUUCUAAAAUAGCUUUUGCGACGAGCAGGGUGCGACUUCACACACAGGGCUCACUCUGUAGGGUGAGCGUGUCACACAGGCCCUUUUUUUACGACAACACUCACUACAGGCCCCGCACCUCUUCGUACCAGUCUGUUACAAACCCUGCUCGGCGACGAAAUAUUUCACCGCGCAGUCACCGUCGCUCUUAUAGCUUCCAUAUUCGCCACCACGGGAAUAAACUGCCUCUAUUUAUUUUGUAGGUUUUUUUGGGGCUCAUGUGUAGAUUUAUAUAAUUGGUAGUUCACUGUGGCCCCUUUUUGUAGCUUUCAUAUGUUUGUUAAGAUGUUUUGUGCUCUGAACAGUGUCUGGCUGUUUUUUUUAAUGUCAUAGUUUUAUACACUUGGCUCAUCCAGCAGGUAAUGGUGUCAUGGAAAAAGGAAUGAAAGAACAAUUUUAACAUGUACAACAGAACUUAUAUAAUAAAGACAUUGCAACAUUG